GCAAGGCAAUUUCCAGGAAAAAAGAAAGAUGAAUAGACAACAGAGACACAAAUAUUAUUGGUGAGAGUGGGAGGAAAAAGCUCAUUAAUGCUAACGAAACUUCGUUGAAAGCAAAAUAAAUGAGCAUAUAGAGGCUUUUAAGAAAUGGAAUGAAGCCACAUUUCAUAAAGUGAACAUUCCAAAUCUUGAUUUUCUUGAUUUUUAUUUUCUUCUCUUUAAUCUGCUUAAUCAUUAAGAGAGAAGACAAACAGACAUGGAGAAUGGUCACGAAAAACAAACAUCAGGAUCUGAGAAACGUAGAACCAUUCAUGACUGUGCUCAGUUGGGGGAUAUUGAUGGAUUUCAGAAGCUACUUCAGGAUGAUCCAUCGCUUCUCAAUGAAAGAAACCCAUUUAUUUUCGAGACACCCCUUCAUGUCUCUGCUUUUAACAACAAGACUGAAAUAGUGAAAUUUCUGCUUGAAUGGAAAGGAGAUGAUAAAAUUGACCUGGAAGGGAAAAAUAUCUAUGGAGAAACUCCGUUGCAUUUAGCAGCAAAGAAUGGGUGUAAUGAAGCUGCCCAACUACUUCUUGCUCAUGGUGCUCUAAUUGAAGCCAAAACUAAGUAUGGAGUGACGCCACUAAAUCUUUCUGUGUGUUACUCAAUUCGAUCUGAAGACAUUUCACUUGUGGAGACAUUGCUCGAGAAUAGUGCAGAUUGUGAUGCUACAGAUGAUGAGGGCCUGAAUCCUGUAGAUCAUCUUUCAAAAAUCCAAGAAAGUGGGAAGUUGCGUGAUUUAUUAGUCUCUCGUCAACAAGAGCAACGAAAGAAAAAGUUUCUUGAAUCAUGCAAGAAUCAAAAAGAAAAGAUGGCUGCCCUCGAAAAAGAGCUCACAAAUAUUGUGGGGCUGGAUGAACUCAAGCUGCAACUUCGGAAAUGGGCAAAGGGCAUUCUUUUGAAUGAGAGGCGCAAGGCCAUUGGACUGGCAAUCGGCACUGCUGGAAAACUUCCGCACAUGGCUUUUCUAGGAAAUCCUGGAACAGGUAAGACUAUGGUGGCUCGAGUCCUUGGAAGACUACUCCAUAGUGUGGGACUUUUGGAAAGUGAUAAUGUAAAAGAAGUUCAACGGACAGAUUUAGUCGGUGAAUAUGUUGGUUCGACUGGAUAUAAAACUAGGAAGAAGAUUGAAGAAGCCAAAGGAGGUAUUCUUUUUGUUGAUGAAGCAUACCGAUUAGUGCCGGAGGACGGUAGUCCUUGUGACUUUGGAAUUGAAGCCUUAGAAGAGAUAAUGUCUUGUAUGGACGAUGGAAAAGUUUUAGUCAUAUUUGCUGGAUACAAUGAAGCAAUGCAACGUGUAAUAUCUUCUAAUGAAGGUUUCAGCCGACGGGUUACAAAAAUUUUCAAGUUCGAAGAUCUGAGUUGUGAAAAUUUAGCUAAUGUUCUCCAUAUCAAGAUGAAUAAUCAAGCCAAGGAUAGCUUGUUAUAUGGGUUUAAAUUGCAUCCUUCUUGUAGUGUAGAUGUCAUUGCUGAGCUAUUAAAAAGAGUAACAACAGAAAAACAGCGUAUGAAAAUGAAUGGAGGCUUAGUGGAUAUAAUGCUGAAUAAUGCUAAAGGGAAUCUGGAUCUUAGGAUUGAUGAUGAUUGUGCAGAGAGAGAAGAAUUGCUUACUAUCAAAUUAGAGGAUUUUGAAGCAGCCGCUAAACUUUUACCCCUCUGUUAGGUUUUUGUAUGCUAUUUCCUUUCAGGGUUAUGCAUUUAUAAUUGUAAUAAUUUGAAUAUUGAUAAUCAAUUAUGUGUUAUUAUAUAAUUAAA
Molecule: messenger RNA, 1791 nt
Organism: Mangifera indica (mango)
Lineage: Eukaryota; Viridiplantae; Streptophyta; Magnoliopsida; Sapindales; Anacardiaceae
Product: protein CfxQ homolog
Exons: 7
Coding region: 254-1699 (481 amino acids)
Molecular function (GO): ATP binding; protein binding; ATP hydrolysis activity
Source: RefSeq, a predicted model, not a curated record